Molecule: messenger RNA, 1760 nt
Organism: Chara braunii
Lineage: Eukaryota; Viridiplantae; Streptophyta; Charophyceae; Charales; Characeae
Source: the annotation of a GenBank genome assembly
CCGGCGGAAAAAGGCGGGACGAUAUAGACUGGGUGCGGAAAAAGGGCGGGUCGGCACACAGGAGGGGGGGGGGGGGAGGGGGCGCGGCGCGGGUGGUUAGAGAGUUGUGUGCGUGCGCAGAUCGGUGUCGGUAGCGGCGGAGGCGGAAGGUCGUCGGAAUGGCGGCGGGAGUGUGCGCUCGUCUUCAGCAAAGCGCACGUGCGCAGUUGCUGCACGUGGCAGCAGUCCAGCUGGCGGAAGCGGAAGCGGAAGCGCAAGUGUUCGUGCGCAACGGCGCGGGAUCGACAGGAUCAGCGCAGCCGAGGAGCGGUCGCCGUGGGCGGGGUCUGCGGAGUUCGACGGCGGGGAAAGCGGCGUGCGGCGGGAGAGCUGUUCUUGGCUUCCGCGGCAAGGAAAAUGUGCGCGACGGCUACGGCUUCCUCACCUGUAAGAAUGGCUUCCGCGGAAACGACAAAAUGUGUACACGUGGCGAUCAGCGAAGAGGUACACGUGGCAACGAACUAGAGGAGGUGAUCGUGAGGUCAUCAUCCAUGGCUGCAAAUGUUCAGGCAGUGGAAGCUGAGGAGAAGGAGGAGGGGGAGGAGAAGUCGUCGUCGUUAGCAGACGAAGGACGACGAGAAGGACAAGGACAACGACAAGAAGAAGACCCUUUGCUUGUCCGCGUUGCGCGCGGCGAAGAUGCGGAGCGCGCGCCCGUGUGGUUGAUGCGCCAGGCCGGGCGGUACAUGGCGGAAUUCCGCAAAUUCUCAGACAAACUCCCGUUUCGACAGCGGUCUGAGACCGCCGACAUAGCCAUUGAGUUGUCCUUGCAGCCUUGGCGCGCUUUCCGGCCAGACGGGGUCAUCAUGUUCUCCGAUAUUUUGACCCCUCUUCCCGCUCUUGGAAUAGAAUUUGACGUCAUCAAAGGCAAAGGACCUUGCAUUGCCAAUCCCGUCAGAAGUCUAGAUUCUGUUCGCCUUCUUCGCCCGUUAGAUGACCCUGAAUCUAGUCUACCUUUCAUUAGGGAGAUCCUCUCUACACUGAGGAAAGAGGUAGCAUCAGGACGAGGAGGAGGAGGAGGAGGAGGAGGGGUUGAUGCUUCUCCUCCUGCAGUUUUAGGGUUCAUUGGCACGCCAUGGACUCUGGCUGCGUAUGCAAUGGAGGGGUCAGCAGAUCGAAAUCUCGUUAGGACGAAAGGGAUUAUGAUGAGGGAGCCAGCGAUUCUGCAUGCACUUCUGCAGCACUUGGCAGAUGCAUUAAUUGUGUACGUCAAUUAUCAGAUCGAAUCGGGGGCGCAGGUUGUGCAGCUGUUCGACUCCUGGGCUCAUCACCUCUCUCCCUCCCAAUUUGCGCAGUUUAGCCUGCCGUACGCCGAGCAGGUUAUGUCGGCCGUGAAGAAGGUUCAUCCGAAAGUUCCCCUGAUCUUUCACGCGAAUGGCGGGGCGGGAAAACUCCAUCUCAUGCGUCGGUCUAGUGCCGACGUGUUGGGACUCGAUUGGUGGAUGGACAUGAGAGAAGCGAGGACGGAGCUGGGCCCAGAGACCGUCCUGCAAGGGAAUGUGGAUCCCAUGGCACUCUUUGGGAGAGAGGAGGUGAUUAGGAAUGCGGUGGCUGAGUGCUUAGAAGCCGCUGGGAGAAGAAGACAUAUACUUAACGUUGGCCAUGGUGUCAUCCAAGGCACACCGGAAGAGUCGGUCAAAUUGUUUUGUGACUUGGCCAGACAAAGUGGACGGGGCAAGGGGGUCUCGACUUAAAUUAAUUGCUUUCUUUUUUUUUUUUUU